AUGCCCGCCGGCCCUCCCCGGCGCGGCCCGUGGCCUCCGUGGGCGGGCGGCCGCCGCACCACCGCCCCGCGCUGCACAGCGCCCGACGGCCUUCCCCGGCGCUGCCGCCGGCCUCCGCGGGCGGGCGGCCGCCGCACCCCAGCCCAGCGCCGCUGCCUCGCCGCGCCACGCCACACCCGCUGGCCCUCCCCUGCGCGGCCCCCGGCCUGCGUGGGUGGGCGGCCGCCGCUCCCGCGCCUCGCGCUGAGCCCACGUGCCCUUCCCGGCGCGGCCCUCGGCCUUUUUGGGCGGACGGCCGCCGCGCCCCCGCCCUGCUCCGCGCCGCGCCCGCGGGCCCUCCCUGGCGCGGCCCCCGGCCUCCGCGGGCGGGCGACCGCCGUGCUCCCGCCCCGUGCCCACCAGCCCUCCCUGGCGCGGCCCCCGGCCUCCGCUGGCCGCCCCGCGCCCACCAGCCCUCCCCGGCGCGGCCCCUGGCCUCCACCGCGCCCGCUUCGCAUUGAGCCCACGGGCCCUCCCCAGCGCGGCCCUCGGCCGCCCGCCCGCCGCGCCCCCGCCCCGCCCCACGCCCACCAGCCCUUCCCGGCGCGGCCCCCGACCCACGCCCACCGGCCCUUCCCAGCGCGGCCCCCGCCCUCCGCGGGCGGGCGGCCGCCGCGCCCCUGCCCCCCCCCGCGCCGCGCCCGCCGGCCCUCCCCGGCGUGGACCCCGGCCUCCGCGGUGUUCCCCGCUUCGUCCACUCUGCUUUCCCGGCUUAUCCACUCUUCUCGAGCCGUCGCGGCCGUUGGAUCGGAGCCGCCGGUUGCCGGGGAGAGAUCUGGACCGUCGGGCGAGAGAGCGGUUGGCGGGGAGGAGAAUGGGGGGGAUGUGCGUGUGAGCUAUGGCGCGAUCGGACGAGGAGAAGGAGGAAUUGCGGACGAGACAGUGACGGGUCGGGUGCGGGGAGAGGCAGGGGGGGAGGGGGCGACAGGGGGAGGGACAGCGAAAGAAGGGAAAUCAAGAGAGGGAAACCUUGUCAACACCGAGCAGAGUACUCGUGCCAGUGAGGUUGUAAUCGCUGCGGAGGGUGUUAGUAACGCGGAGGGUGUUAGUAACGCGGAGGGUGUUAGUAAUACGGAGGGUGUUAGUAACGUGGAGGGUGUUAGUAACGCGGAAGCCAAUAACGGGGACGAUUGUGGCGGUGACGCUGACGAGGACGACAUGAGCGGGUACAGCGUGGCAUCUGAGGAGGAUCUGCGCAACGUGAAGCAGAUCGCGGACGCGAUUCUCAGUGUUUCUGGGCCCGCCAGGGCUGACAGUGGCGGUGCCACCGCAACCACUGUGUUUCACCACAUGCCAGGGCUGACAGUGGCGAUGCCAUCGCAGGCGAACGCAGAUUAG
Molecule: messenger RNA, 1377 nt
Organism: Closterium sp. Naga37s-1
Lineage: Eukaryota; Viridiplantae; Streptophyta; Zygnematophyceae; Desmidiales; Closteriaceae
Source: the annotation of a GenBank genome assembly